AUGCUUGAUGAAGCGACGGCAAGUGUCGAUGUGCAGACGGAUGCGCAUGUUCAGAACACCAUCAAGACCAGGAUCCUAGCGGGGGGAACCUCCACCAUGCUCGUCAUCGCGCAUCGUCUCAGUACUGUGGUCGACAGCUCUCGUAUCCUCGUGAUGAAUCAGGGAUAUGUGCAGGAACUCGACACCCCCAAGAAUUUGCUCAGUUCCAAGAGCUCAGCCUUCUCUGCCAUGGUCGACAAGAUGGGCGCGGCAGCAGCCGAAGGUCUAAGGAGACAGUGUGGAGCUAGUCUUCCUGCUUGA
This is a messenger RNA of Guillardia theta CCMP2712, 300 nucleotides long. RefSeq lists its product as hypothetical. Gene Ontology annotation, molecular function: ATPase-coupled transmembrane transporter activity. The record is from RefSeq and is a predicted model, not a curated record. Bases 1 to 300 code for a protein of 99 amino acids. The transcript has 6 exons. Lineage: Eukaryota; Cryptophyceae; Pyrenomonadales; Geminigeraceae. Gene Ontology annotation, biological process: transmembrane transport. Gene Ontology annotation, cellular component: membrane.